AUGAGCUGGUACAAGAAAGAUCGGCCUGGAAUCAGGCCCGAGACCGAGAAAACUCCCAAAAAGGAAAAUUAUGUCCAAGUUCCACUGUCUUCGCCGAUUCAGAUCAAGUCGUCACCACAACAGCCUUCACUUCUACCACCAUCUCUUAAUAGCAAAUAUCUGUUAAGCGAAAAAGAACGCCAGCUAGAAACUAAGAGACAGGCUAUCAGACAGCACAAAGAUUUUUCUGUCGUUCGCAAACGUUUCUACUAUCUCAAAGAGAGUGAUAUUUUCAAAGGCUUUGUCAAGGGCAAGGGAAAUCUCCGUGAAAUCACCCAAUGGCUUACUGACAAUUACAACAAAGCCGAAAUCCUAGGAAAGGAAGAAGAGGAACGUAGACGGCAGCGCGAUGAAGCGGAAAGAGUGAAACAGAAACAGUUAGAAGACCGUAUGAAGCAUGAAUAUGAGAAACGCGAAGAGCUUGGAAUCUCAGAUGAUGAUGACGACGUCGAAGAAGUUGAUGAUGUAGACGACGAAGACGAAGACGAUGACGAAGAUUCUUUGCCCAUAAAAAUGCGUGGAAGAGUCGGAAUAAAGCGGGAGGACCGAUCUCCUACAAAGGAUGCGAUUCGUCACACAUUCAGCUCCCAGGAACACAGCACCAAAGUUGUCAGCAGUAAACCCAGGGUUUCCAUCUUGGAUAAAUACAAGUUCAAGUCCAAGAGCCAGCCUACACUCGACCACUUCAGAGGAGCCCUGGAUCUCCAGCCCAAGAGACGUAAACUUGUCAGAGCCUCAGCUUUGGAAGACGAUUCUGCCUCUUCUUCAGCCACAGGCUCACCAAUGUCUGCUCCAAACUCGCUAGCUGCGUCGUUUGCCUAUCAGUCAGACAGCGUACCCAAAAUGAAAAAGACAAUACUAGCAGACAAUGACGAUGAUUUGAGCGAUAUGAUUGUAGCAGACGAUGACUUGGAGCGUUUAGAAGAAAAGAUCAAACAGAACAUCAAAGCCAAGCGAGCUCAGAAGAACGAAAUCGUCACUGUCAGUGACGACGAACUUGAAGAAGAUGAUAUCAGUGACGACAUGUCAGAAGAAGACGACGAAAACAACUACCAAACUGGUAUUACUUCUAUUGAUAACCAGAUCUUGGAGUUCUUGAAUGAUGCACCUGUGGACGAUUUGAUUGAAAUCUGUACUCUCGAGCCGGAAGUUGCAAAGUUCGUCAUCCUGCAAAGACCAUUCAACACGAUAUACGAUGUUUCUGAAAAUAAUUUUGAACCAGAAGACGAAGCUAAGGCUAAGAACAGCAGCAGAAGAAGAAAGACUCUAGGCUUGAGAAUCAUAGAAAGCACCGAGUUUUCCUUAAAGGGCUACAAGGCUGUAGAUUCGCUCAUCAAAACCUGUUCCAAGUACGGUACUUCAAUCUCUAACCAAAUUAAUACUUGGGGUGUUACUACUACCGGACAGGGUGAGUUAUCUGUUACUGAUAUAGACCCUGCUGAUGAUGAGGUGAAGGAAAUUAUAGAUUUAGACGAAGAGAACGAUGACGACGAAGAAGAGGUAGUUGUGACCCAUUACAAGAAGAAGGGAUUGAGAUACAUCAAGCACAAGCCAGCAUUGUUGGCCGACGAAAUUACGUUGAACAAUUACCAACAAGUGGGCAUCAAUUGGCUCAAUUUAUUAUACCAAAACAGGUUGUCUUGUAUAUUGGCAGAUGAGAUGGGUUUGGGUAAAACAUGCCAGGUUAUUGCCUUUAUGGCUCAUUUAAAGCAGACCGAAGAAAAGAAGGGUCCUCAUUUGGUUGUCGUUCCAGCUUCUACGCUUGAGAACUGGUUAAGAGAAUUCAAUAAGUUCUGUCCCGACUUGAAGGUACAAGCUUACUAUGGUACAGUCAAGGAACGUGAAGAUUUAAGAUACGAACUUAGAGAAAUCGACUUUGACGUCUUGGUGACUACAUAUACGUUAGCAGCCGGUUCUCCGUUGGAUUUCAAAUUCUUGAGGAGUCAGAAUUUCAACAUCAUUGUAUACGAUGAAGGUCACUUCUUGAAGAAUUCAGGAACUGAAAGGUACAACAGAUUGAUGAAAUUGCAAGCCAAGUUCAGAUUGUUAUUGACUGGUACACCCUUGCAGAAUAACUUGAAGGAGUUGGUCUCCUUGUUGUCUUUCAUGUUGCCAAAAUUGUUCAACGAAAAGAAAGAAGACUUACAAGGUUUGUUCAACCAGAAGAUGGGUAAAGUUACUUCGUCAUCAAAGUCAGACAACUACAAUCCCUUACUCUCGAUUCAAGCCAUCAGAAAGGCAAAGACAAUGAUGACUCCGUUUGUCUUAAGACGUAGAAAGGACCAGGUUCUUCAACACUUGCCAGCCAAGUGCCAUGAGAUAGUGAAGUGUGACUUGUCCAAGGACCAAAGAAGUAUUUACGAUGAACUUUACAAUAAAGCUAAGUCCACCAGAUCAGAAAGGGAGAGAAGAAAACUUCUUAGUUCCAAGGAGCAGGUAGAAUUAAACAAGAAGCAACCGAUUGAGUCUUCUUCCAACGUAUUGAUGGCAUUAAGAAAGGCUUCUUUGCAUCCUCUUUUGUUCAGAAUCCAGUAUACUGACGAGAAACUAGCCAAAAUGGCCAAGGCUAUCAUGAAUGAGCCAGAAUACGUGGAAGCCAAUCAAACAUAUAUCUUCGAGGAUAUGCAAGUCAUGUCAGACUAUGAACUCAACAAUCUUUGUGCUAAAUUCCCUAAGACUAUGUCCCCCUAUAAAUUGAACGAAGACGCCUUUCUCAAUAGUGGAAAAGUAUUGGAAUUGCAAAAGACAUUGAAGCUAAUCAUCGAGGGCCGGCAAGAAAAGGUCUUAAUUUUCUCUUUAUUCACCCAGGUGUUGGACAUAUUGGAAAGAGUCUUGACUCAGUUCAAAUACAAGUUCGUUAGAUUGGACGGAGCCACUUCUGUCGAAUCAAGACAGGAUAUUAUUGACGAAUUCUAUGACGAUGAAACAAUUCCAAUUUUCCUUUUAUCUACCAAGGCCGGUGGAUUUGGGAUUAACUUGAUCGCCGCCAACAAUGUCAUUAUUUUCGAUCAGUCAUUCAACCCUCACGAUGACAAGCAAGCCGAGGAUCGUUGCCAUAGAGUGGGCCAAAAGAAGGAGGUCACAGUGUACAAGCUCAUUGUCAACGAUACAGUCGAGGAAAAUAUGUUGAAGUUGGCCGAGAACAAGUUGCAGCUUGACCAAACCAUUAGUGCCGAAGGGGCCGAAGAGGCUAAGUUCGAGGAGAAGGCAGCCUCUUUGUUUGAAAAGUUGCUCUUUGAAUAG
Molecule: messenger RNA, 3282 nt
Organism: Scheffersomyces stipitis CBS 6054
Lineage: Eukaryota; Fungi; Ascomycota; Pichiomycetes; Serinales; Debaryomycetaceae
Gene: FUN30
Product: DNA-dependent ATPase
Exons: 2
Coding region: 1-3282 (1093 amino acids)
Cellular component (GO): nucleus
Molecular function (GO): chromatin binding; DNA binding; ATP binding
Source: RefSeq, a predicted model, not a curated record